Molecule: messenger RNA, 705 nt
Organism: Pochonia chlamydosporia 170
Lineage: Eukaryota; Fungi; Ascomycota; Sordariomycetes; Hypocreales; Clavicipitaceae
Product: ubiquitin conjugating enzyme (UbcA)
Exons: 3
Coding region: 1-705 (234 amino acids)
Molecular function (GO): protein binding
Source: RefSeq, a predicted model, not a curated record
AUGACGAGCAGCCGAGAUCGUCGAGUGGCCAAAGAGCUUCAAGACAUCCAGGCUGAUAGAGACAACUCCGGAGUCUACGCUUCGCCAGUCGACGGAGUCAACCUGAAGCACCUCAAAGGCACGAUUCCUGGGCCGCCCGAUACGCCGUACCAUGGAGGCACCUUCACGAUCGACAUUCAAAUCCCGGAUACCUACCCGUUUAAGUCGCCCUCGAUGAAGUUUGACACCAAGAUUUGGCACCCCAAUGUCAGCAGUCAGACAGGAGCCAUCUGCCUAGACACUCUCGGAACCGGCUGGUCGCCCGUUCAGACCAUAAAAACGGCCCUCCUCUCCAUCCGCAUGCUUCUCGAAGUUCCUAACCCCAAAGACCCGCAAGACGCCGAAGUUGCAUGCAUGCUCAUGCAACAGCCCGAGCAAUUUGCCCUCGUCGCCCAAGAAUGGGCCAUCAAACAUGCCGGCGCGCCGAAAAAAGAGCUCGAUCUUAGUAAAUACAAGGCCACCGUCACGCCAAGGGUUGAUGACAUAAACAGAUACAAAGGGUACAGCAGAGAUUUGGUAAACCGCUUUGUAAGUAUGGGCUUCGAUGUGGAUGCUGUAGUGGACGCUUUUCUCGUUGUGGGUAUCAACCGCAACAACGGACGGGACUAUGAACUUGAGGAGGCUUACGUGGGCGAUAUCACCGCUCGACUUCUGGGGGAUGAGUGA